CAAUAUGUCGAAUAUGUCCGUCGUGCGUUUCGUGCGCUAGUUUCGUUUGACUUCGGUAAAAGCAGGGAACUGUUGCAAAAAAUACGCUUACAGUGAUCGUGCGUUCACAUUUUAAAUCGCAAAGCACAUUUACGUCAAAAUCUCUAUUUAAAUGCGUCUCUCAGCGAUUUAGAUAAACGAAUUACGCGAUAGAUAAAACUUAAAUAGACAUUAAAGUUCUAAAUGGCAGAGGAAGAAAGGGUGCCUCUUUCAGAAAAAGAUGACACCCAAUCAAAUGAUACCACCCAAUCAAAAGAUGCUUAUGUACCGGAAGAACCAACUCCGGAUACUUCAAUUUGCUUAUCAGACAUACAAAUGCCAGAAACACCAGAGAGUACCAAAGGACAAAUAAGCGAUGGAGAUACAUCUAGAUUAGAGAGUCCAAAGGCAGUAAAACCAGUACUUGGAAAAAUUCAAGCAAAAAAACGAUUAAUGGCAUUUGCUAAUCAGUUUAAAGUAUUAUCCAAGUCCCAAAUUAAAUCAAAUUCGCAGCAUUCCACUGGAGUUUUAAAAACAAAAGAUAAAACAACACAAGAUGAUACAAAUACAAAUAAAUCACGAAAAAAGACAGAAGAAAAGAUUCUAGCAAUUGAAGAAAUUCGAAGAGAAGAAUCUAAAAGUAAAAUGUUGGCCAUGGCAUCCAUGGCAGCAGCAAGUAUGGAAGACGAAAAUCACACUGGCAAGAAUAUAUCUGAUUUACUGGAGAGUAAAAAGCAUGGGAAAAGAAGCAAAUACGAAGGAAUAAACGAAUCUCGUAAAAAUAGAUCAACAAUAAACCGAAAAUAUUCAGAAAGGCACCGACAUCGUGACAAAACUGAUAGAGGUAGCUCGAAUCGAGAAGUAAAAGAUCGAAAUGAAAGUACUGAACAUUCUACACAAAAAUCAUCUCAAGACAGAGACACACGUAAGAAAGAUAAGAAAAGGAAAGAAGAUAAAGAUAGGCGAGAUGAUAGCAAAGUGGAUAUAAGUCGUGAUAAGAAAGAAGAAGAAAAGGAUAGAAAAGAAAAUGAAAAAGAGAAACGAGAAGAGAUAAAAGAAAAAAAAGAAGGAACAAAAAGUAAGAAAGAGAAUAUAAAAGACAAACGAAAUAAUACGUUGGAAAUGGAAGUUGAAAAUAAGGACAAGAAGGAAAAAGCUAAAGAUAGAUGGAAAGAAAAAGAAUUAUCAAAGUGUAAAUCUUGGAUGGAAUUACAAAAAUCUGGUUUAACUCUUGAUGACAUCAAUCAUCUUAGAAGACGUGAAAAUAUAGAAAGAUCUGUAAAAAAUAGAACAGCACAAGAUUAUGCGCGUCAUCUCGAACAUAUGUUAAUGUUAAAUAAUCAUCAUCUCAAACGUCAAGCUCUAAUAGUUGAAGGACUUGAUGGACCUAAAAAAUAUCCACCUGAGUCGAUUAAAACGACAAAACGAGCAAAGGGAGCUCAAUUAUUGUAUUGUGAAAAUCCACGUACUUCCCUUUUCUUAUGCACUUCUCAACUUCUACAAGCUGUGUCCCCAGAACGUCGUCAAAAAAUACGAGACAUAUGCGAAGCAUCUUCAUCACAAUUUGAUACAGAAGACAUAACGCCACAAAUGCGUAAUUGGUAUCAGCAAAUAAAUGCAACCAAGUAUCAUAAAGAUACUAAGUGGCAAGUGACUGUACAACUUCCUAAGUCAAAAUGGGACAGUGAAGAUGAAGAAAUGACAUCUGUCAAUGCAAAAAAAGAAGAGAUUGAAAAACCAAUAAAUAAAUUACACAUUUCUGUGGUUCAACAAGAGAGAUGUUCCACAUCCUCUAGCACUAUUGAUAAAGUUGAUACUAAUGCUGAAGACAUUAAAGAAGAUAAUGAAUCUAGUGAAAAGACAAUUGACAAUACAACGACAAAUGACGAAGCUUCAAAAUCUCCUUUACAAUCCACAGGAGAUGAAAAACUAGCUUCAGAAUAUGAACAAUUUAUGAAGAUGGUAUGCACUGUAACUGAUGUAACUAAGGAAUAUUUGCCAAAGAAAAACAUUGCUAAAACUGCUUCCCCACAUAGUUAUCAUGAAUUCAAUAUAGAAUCUAAUUUGGCAGAAGAUAACACGGAUAUCGAAAUAUUGAAAGAAAAAAAAGAUAAAACUUCAGAAGAAUCAAUAAAGAGUACAGAAUGUGAGGAGUCCACUAUAUCCACAGAUUGUCAAAUACAGAUUAAUGAGAAUAAUAUGCAAAUUGAGCACACAAACAGCAUCGACGAAUCUGAAGAUUCUAAAUCAAUACCUAGUGAUUGGGAAAACGUUAGAAUCAAAGUUGAACGAUUAAGUGACGAGAAUACUGAAUCGAGAGAAAUUAAGAAAAAGAAAAAACAAAAGAAAGUAAUGUCCAGCAGUGAUUCGUCUAGUAGUACUAGCUCUUCAGAUUCAGAAAAAGAAAAGAAAAGAAAGAAACGCAAACGGAAAAUAUUGAGUAAUUCGUCUUCCUCAGACUCCGAUAGCACAGACAGUAGUAGCAGUAGUACCAGCGAUUCCAGUAGCUCGGACGAGAAAAGGAAAAGAAGGCGGAAGAAGAAGACAGUUGGAAAGAAAAGAAAGAAGGCAAAACGUGCACGAAUAAAGAAAAAACGAAGGAGGAAGAUGAUCACUGAUUCCAGCAGCAGCGAUUCAGACCAAUUAGAUCAACGUAUAAAGAAAAAGAAGAAGAUUAAGAAGAAGAAAAAAGAAGCUAAAUCUAUUAAUAAUGGAGAUAUAAGCAAGAUCAUAUCCAAGUCUCCUGUUUCAUCUUCAGGCGAGACAAAGAUAUUACACUCAGAAACUUCAAUAAAGAAGGUUAAAGAAGAAACUAUGGUAAAAAAUAAAAAAAUAGCUGAUGAAAUUACAUCAACGAGAAAAACCAUUACUAAUAUGAAUAUACAUGAUAAUGAAUGCAUGAAGCAAUGGGAAGUGGAUUCCAUGAUUACAUUGCAGUCAAAUGAUGGUGAAUCAAGCCAGGAUCAUACUGAUGAAUUGGGAAAGAUAGAUGGCUCUGAAAAAAGUACACAUCGAAGGAAAAGAAAACGUAGUCGAGAUGUGCAAGACAAAGAUAGAUCAUCUAAAGAAAGAAUUCAAGAAGGAAAAGAAAGAUCAGAUGAGGAACUUGAUGUGAAAAGAAAAAAGAGAAGAGAGAAAGAUAUUAGAAGCAGCACUGAGUUUCUUGCAGACUGGGAAAGAGAAGGUGAGCGUAUUAAUCAGCAAAUAAUACAAAACGAAGUUAAAUUUUCAAAAAAAUUGGAAAAAAAACAGAAGAAAGAAAAAUGGGGAGAAACAGAUUUUGAUACAUUGAAUGUACCAUCUUUGACACAGCUUGAAAAAGAGGUAUGCCAAAAACAACUUCUAGCUGAUGAGUGGGAAGUGGAUAGUUUGGAAGCAAUAGCAAUAACAGAUCUGACUUUAAGUAAACGGAAAAGUAAUCAAAGUAUAUUAAAAAAGUUGGAAAAGGAAGUCAGAUAUGAUGAAAAAACGGACACUUAUAUUGCAAUAGAAAAGGAAAGUGCGAAAGAAAUGAAAAAGAGACAAGAACGUUUGUGUGCAAUAAGAAUAUGGGAAGAAGAACAAGAAGAAGGUGAAAAAGAAGAGAUGAUGCUCUUAAAACAGAAAAAUAAGCAUAAAAAGGAUGAUUGGGAUAUAGAAGAGGAAUCAUUUUUAUGUAAAAAUAGUGAAGAAAUAGAAAUCUGUAAUGACAUUGUCGGGAUAGAGAAAGAAUGGAUUAAAUCAAGUGAUGAUACAAAUGUCAAGGAAGACUCAAAUAAAGAAAUAAAACUUGAAUCAAUUGGUUCUAAGCGAGUUAGAAAGAGUCGUUGGGAUAUGGGUUCACAUUCUGAAGAAAAAUCAGAAACUAAAGAUAUAUGGGAGGAAGAAUAUCCGGAAUGGUCCAAGAUUAAUAAAUAUGAACAGAAACAUGAAGAAACAGAAAAAGAAGAUUCACAUAUUGCAACUUAUUCAGAGAACUCUAGAGAAGAUCAGAGACCUAAAGAGAGAUCAGUUAAAUCUGAUCUGAUAGAUUUUUAUCAUAAAAAAUCGCAAAAUAGAGAAUCAUUAGAAAGAACAUGGACGGCAGAGGAAAUGGCAACUAGACCGAUGCAAACAAAAAAUGUAGAAGACGCAUCAAUGAAAAAUUUAAUUUCUGUGAAAACAAGCAAUGAGCAGAUUGUGUCUAUCAAAGAGCAUCAAGCUAGAGAUCAGUUUAAAGAAAUGUUGGAUUUGAAAAAACUUACAGAGAAAACCAUAGAAUUAUAUAGUCCUAGCUCUCCAGCACUUUCUCAAAAGUCUCAAGACAUAGAAGGAUCUAAUGACAGCAGUAGCUCUAUUUCUUUACCUUGUAAGAAAAGGAGAAAAGAGAUGUUGACUGCAACAGAAGAAUUACCAAUUCAUACUGCUGGUAUACCGUUGCAAUUAACAAAACUGCGUGAUACUAAACAUGUAACAAAAGAAAAGAUUGAAGAUAUUUUGGACAAAGUACAACUGGAGGAUAAAAGCUCCGCUCAUAAAUUUGACAUUAAAAAAACUGACAACUUGUUCGAUGAUUUAUCGAUAAAUGAAUUGUGUUCGGAAGCACACUCUCAGUCAGUAUGUAUGGAUAUUUUUGCCGAAUAUGGAUCAGAAGGAUCACGUAGUAAACAACGUGUUAAAAAUUCAAACAUAAGUUCGACAACACAUAUAAAAGAUGAUGAAACGAAUGCAGAAAAAACUGCACUUAAACUUAUUCCUAAACAGCUUCUGAUACGACGUACUAAUGAACAAAUAAAACCGACAAAACGUAUCUUAGAGGCACCGUUACAAGAUCCUGCUCAGCAUGCGGCGGCACUAUUGACAAUACAAAAGAAACUGCUACAAUCACACGUAUUAGAAAAUGAUAUUCAAAAAUUGCCGAAUGAAGAAUCAAUGGAUCAAUUUAAAUCAACGUAUAACGCGGAAAGUAAUAACAAAGUCGACAAAUUAUUAGAUACAACUGAAUUCGCUGUGGCUUCCAAAUCAUCGAUAAUAGCAAUACGACAAUCCCCAGUUUCGGAAAAGCCAAUCUCCGUUCGAUCUGGACAGUCUGAAAAUUACAACAACAGAGAAAGUAAGAGCGAUGACGUAAAAAAAUAUAAAACAAGUAGAAAUCUAAGUGAUAUUAAUGUCCCAUCGGAUGUACGAUCUUCUAGAGAACGUAGAAAAAGAAGUCCUAGUAAGAAACAAAGCGAAAAACGAUAUUCGCAUGAUUACAGUAAAGAUAAGAAAGAAAGGAGAUCUGACGAUGGAGAAAAAUCCGACAAAAGAGACAAUAAAAGUUUCAAAACGGACUUCGCCGAUAGCCGAAGAAAAUCGAGUCCUUCACGAGGAAAGAGAAAAAGGAGCGGCAGUCCAUAUGCUUCGUGGGAACGGCAAGGAAGCGGCAGUAGAAGUCCCGGUCACAGUUGGAGCAGAAGUCGCAGCAAGAGCCCGAAGAGGAAAGACGAGGCUACUACCAGUAUGCGAGAUAGAGAGAAAAAGAGAGAGAUGAGAUACGACGAUGAGCGAUCAAAUAGAUCGCGAACAGAUGAGAGAAGAGAAAGAUAUACGCGCUCUUAUAAUGAAGAUAACUUCAAGAAGCAUGGUUCUGUAUCCUCUAAAGGUAAUCGUGAAGAUUGGGGUAGAAAAAGAUAUGAUAACAUGGAUAUAGAUCAUGAGAAAGAUGUCAGAUCUUAUGAUCCAAUGGAGUUGUUAAGAGAGAGAACGAUGGAAUCUGAAAAAUAUAGAGAUAACAGAUUUCAUACAGAAGAAUUAGGUCAUGCAUUUUGGCAGUAUGAAAAUAACAGUAUCUUGCGAGAUGGCAAUGAAUCUGUGGAUUCUUAUGCCACUGGACAAGAUCUGCCUGCCGAAUGUGACGAUCGAACGUAUUAUGGAGAAGAAAGUCUGGAAAGGGACAUGACACAAUGUUCGCCCCAACCACUGCCGAAAUAUAGGAGAAGUCAAGGUAGAUCAAGAAGAGAUUGGCAAUGGGAAAAGGAUAAAGAUUCAAUUUCUGAUCGUUAUGGACAUAGAUUACGAAAUCGAACACCGCCGCGCUCGAGAUAUUCGCCAAUGCGACAGGAACGAUUUAGACGAAAAUCCAAAUCGCGUUCAAGAUCUUGGUCGCAAUCGAGGUCGCGGACACGAUCUAGAUCACGUUCUAGAUCAACAUCAAGAUCAAGACCGAGGAUGAGAUCACGGUCAAGAUCAAGAAGUAGAUCUCCAUUAGAUCUAAGAUCCAGAGCAAGAUCGAUCUCUAUGUCAAGAUUGAGAAGCCAAGAACGUGGAUUGAGAAUGUCCGAAUUGCGGUCUUCUAGAUCUCCCUCGCCUGGAAGGAGUAGACUGAAUGAAAUAAAUAGAGAAAGAAAGGACGAUGAUGAAAACAGAAAACUUUGUGGUGAAAGAGGUAGACGUAUAGAGACUAUAGUUCAGUCGGGGGUCGCAUCGGGAACGAAUAUCUUAGAUUCAGAAAUGAGUAUUAGUGGCAAUAUGGAUGCAGCAAAUUUCCAAUAUCUAAAUGAAAUUGAAGGUGGAAAUGAAUAUUAUUAUACAGAAAAUAAUUUAACUUAUCCUCCUUGUAUAGAUGAAUCAACCACUAGUUCUCCAAAACGCUUAUCCCUUGAUGAUAGGUUAGAAUUGGAAUUAGGUAUUAAGAAACAACAUAAUAAAGAAUCCACUGGAGUAUCUUCAGAUUAUUCUAAUUUCAAUCCUAAUGUUAUUGCAUAUCCGUCUCCUCCACAACAACAGCAACAACAAAUGAUGUACAGACAACAGCCUACUGUUCUACAAGUUGGAAAUGUUUUACAAGUAGUUCCUGCUGACUUCAACGGAAUGCAAUCGUCACGACGAGAAGUGCCUGCAGUCUGUACGACUCCACCUGUGCGAUCCGGAUCUAGUCAGGUCGUUCGCGUAGGUAAUGUUCUCCAAGUAGUACCCACGUCGUUAGAUUGGAGCGGCGGCCAAUCGACGACCGCGGAUCAAUCGAAUGGGCUUUUGUAUUCCUCAGCAGUGCCGACACCUUCGCCGUCGGCAUCUUCAGUUCCCAUGUCUUCAGUACCCGUUCCUGUUCCAGUUCCAUUGCCUGUUCCCCCUACUGGUACGAAUACUCUUACUCCUGUCCCGACUGUCGCACCUGCUGCUCCAUUACAGCUACCAUUGCCAAUACCUGUUCCCGUACCGGUCCCAAUUCCUCCUGCAGCAGCAACAGUGUUUCCGAGAAAUGAAAUUCAAUCACAAAAGAUAGUCCAACCCGUGUAUAAUUAUGAAGCUAUACUCGAGACACGCCGCAAAGAGCGGGAGGAGCGUAAAAGACUACGCGAGUUACGCAGAAAAGAGAAAGAACGCAAAAGAAUAGAGCGAAUUAAUCGACGAGCUCUGCGAUUACUGGAACAGAAUAAUAUUUCGCGACCAGCAGGUGAGAUCUUGUUGGAUCGUCGUAAGGGUUCUGUUGUGGAUCCAUCGGUUUUAAAAGCAUUAAAAGAAGGAGAAGAACAAGCUGAAGCUGAAUCCCCAUCCCAGAAUAAUUCUAUAAAAGAAGAAGAAGAGGAGGCAACAGUAUCUAUAAAAGAGGAAGACGAAGACGUUGCCGCCGAUGAAGACGAAGAUGACGAUGAAGACGAGGCUGAAGCCGAAGCGGAAGAUGAUGAAGAGGAGGAAGAAGAAGCGGAGGAUGAGGAUGAAGAUGAUAAUGACGAUGACGAGAAAUCACAAAUGAUUAAUCAACGAACCGAAGUUGAUGAAGUAACAAUGCCCGCUGAUAUGAAUAAAGAUCAAGCGGAAAUCGAAACUAUAAAAGAAUGGCCAGAAUUACCACCUCCGCCAUUAAAAGGCAUUUUAAUUGCACCAGGAUUUAGAAGAGACUCAAUUCCCAAUGGCAAUUUGGAUGAUUUAGCGGAUACAGAUAAUGAUAUCAAGAGCAAUAGCGACAAUGACGAGGAGGUGGAUAAGAAUAACGAAUGUAACAAAGAUACGGGACUCGAUGUCAAAUCUGGUAAAUCAGCAAAACUAUUGAAAAAAACAAACAAAAAAUCGGUUCAAUUUGCUGAUGGUAUAAAGCCUGGUGAAGGUACAAGUCCCAGCGGCGGUGAAGGCGACAUGCCUUCACCACCACCUCCCAAAAGAACAGAUUUACGUGAAGGGCUCAAGGAUUUGAGAAAAGACAAAAUUUACAGUUCACGGAAGAGUAGAAAGCAAGAAAAAAGAACAAGAUUACCAAAAACAAAAAAGAAAGUCAAGGUGAAGAUAAUCAAGUUGAAAAAACCGCGCGUUACCCCUUUAACAGCCAUGAUGAUGGAUGAUUCUGAUGAAAUGGAUGAUCGUUCGCCACCGCCACCGCCUCCUGGUUCUCCACCGCCACCACAUCUCUGGCCCAGCUAUCUCUCAGUUUACAAUACAACGGUUCGAACAAUCGAACAACCGCAGACUACAACUCCCACCUUGACAUCUGUUCAAGCUCCACCACCGCCGACUCCAUUGCCUCUUCUGGUCCCGCCUCCUCCGCUAAACUAUACCAUUCAACCUUGUAGUAAAGCUUAAGAUUCAAUCAACCACAAAUUUUGCGAAUUCUUUUGAUACUGACCAUUUUUUCCUCAUAACGUAUGAUAGAUUUGAGGAUUGGAUAGUCAAAGCGAAAAUUGUACAUUAUGCUAAAGUUGAUACUUCAAUAACAAAAUUAAAAAUAAGAAAGACAAACGUUGUUGCGGAGAACAUGCAUUGAUAUUGUAAAUAUGAUCAUUAUUUCUCCCGACCAAGAGAGAUCGUUAUAAAUCUUAAUCCAUUGCGUCCGUAAUUUUUAGUAACUUAUACAGUAUUUCCUUGUUAACAGAAAGAUUUUUUGUUUUAUUCAUAGGUUAUUUUCUUUCCCUUUUCUCUUCCUCUUUGUACAAGUGAAUCUU
Camponotus floridanus (Florida carpenter ant) is the source of this 8891-nucleotide messenger RNA. RefSeq names its product trichohyalin. The transcript is spliced from 19 exons. The record is from RefSeq and is a predicted model, not a curated record. NCBI's taxonomy places the organism in Eukaryota, Metazoa, Arthropoda, Insecta, Hymenoptera, Formicidae. Bases 223 to 8532 code for a protein of 2769 amino acids.